GAUCGAACAGAGUAAAGAGCACUUACUAGCUGCCACAGGUCUAGAGAAAAUGUCAGAACGCAGAAUUCCAUUCACCUUCCUCCGCACUCCAAGCUGGGACCCAUUUCGGGACUGGUACCAAGGCAGCAGUCGCCUUUUUGAUCAGUCAUUCGGUAUGCCACGUAUUCCUGAGGACUGGCACCAAUGGCCCAGCACCAGCUGGCCAGGCUAUGUUCGCUUGUUUCCGAGCCAAUCCAUGGACGUUGUACCCCCCACUACACCUGCACCUGCUGGUGCACCUGCUCCUGACUUUAGUCGUGCCCUCAGCCGACAACUUAGCAGUGGAAUCUCAGAGAUCCGCCAGACUUCAGACCAAUGGAAAAUCAGCUUGGAUGUCAACCAUUUCGCCCCAGAGGAGCUGGUUGUAAAAACUAAAGAUGGCAUUGUGGAAAUAACAGGCAAACAUGAAGAGAAACAAGAUGAACAUGGCUUCAUCUCUAGAUGCUUCACUAGGAAGUACACUCUUCCUCCAGGUGUUGCAAUAAAUGCAGUGGCCUCAUCGCUUUCUCCUGACGGUAUUUUGACUGUCGAGGCCCCACUACCAAAACCUGCCAUUCAGUCUGCAGAGAUUAGCAUCCCAAUCACUUUCCAGAGUCGGGCAGAAAUUGGCACAUCCGAGGCUAAGAAAGGGGAGGAGGCUGCCAAGAAAUGAAAAGACCACAUCGUGUACACAUCACAAGACUACACUUUCCUCUAAAAUGCCACUUUUUUUUUUAACAAUAACUGGUUGAACAAUAAAUACAGAAAAUUAUCAGUGUCUUUUUCUUAAUUUGACUGCAAAAAAGAUAUAAUUGUAGGUGGUCAAGAACCUUAUGAAAAUAAUGAGAUGAACAAGUAUCCAUAUUGUAUAAUAUAAGUACAAGGUAUAGAGAUCAAGUUUACUAGACACUGAAGAUCUAGUAACAACCAUGAUACAAAACAGAUUUUAUACUGACGCAUGCACAUAUAUAAGAAAAUACUAUUUCAUUAUUUGUACUAUGUUCAUAAUGAGUGGAAGAUUCUUCCCAUGAUAAUUUAAAUUUCUAAGGCAGAAAUAAAAUAAUUCCCUAUAUUUGA
Molecule: messenger RNA, 1095 nt
Organism: Xenopus laevis (African clawed frog)
Lineage: Eukaryota; Metazoa; Chordata; Amphibia; Anura; Pipidae
Gene: hspb1.L
Product: heat shock protein family B (small) member 1 L homeolog
Biological process (GO): negative regulation of apoptotic process; response to heat; protein refolding
Cellular component (GO): spindle; cytoplasm; nucleus
Source: RefSeq, marked provisional